CGUUACUUACCAUCUUUGAUUUUCUUCCUAAAUCCUCUCCGUUUUUUUUUCCUAUUUUGUGUUGUGCCUCUCUCGUUUCGCUUUCUCACAGUUUUUUUUUUUUUUUUUUUUUUUUUUUGGUUCUGUUCUUUUUUUCUUUCUCAUUCCUUAUGUGUUUGUCUCUCUGCUACACCGAAAAAACCUGUCUUUUGUAAUUGUUACUGUUGAGUUUCACAAACAUUCAGCCAACUCUUCCAUUCUCUUGUUACCUACCAAUAUUUAUUCUGUCAGCAUGUCUCAGACUAACUGGGAAGCUGAUAAGAUGUUAGAUGUUUACAUCCAUGAUUACCUAGUGAAGAGGGAUUUGAAGGCUUCAGCUCAGGCUUUUCAAGCUGAAGGGAAAGUGUCCUCGGACCCUGUUGCUAUUGAUGCACCUGGAGGAUUUCUGUUUGAGUGGUGGUCGGUAUUCUGGGACAUAUUUAUUGCCAGGACCAAUGAGAAGCACUCAGAGGUUGCUGCAUCUUAUAUUGAGACUCAGUUAAUUAAGGCUAGAGAGCAACAGCACCAACAACAACAACAGCAACCACAGCCUCAGCAGUCGCAACAUCAACAACAGCAGCAGCAACAACAACAACAACACAUGCAGAUGCAACAAAUGCUGUUCCAGAGGGCUCAACAGCAACAGCAGCAGCAGCAACAACAACAACAACCACAACAGCAGCAGCAACAGCAACCACAGUCGCAACAUCAGCAGCCACCACCACAGCAACAGCAGGGUAGGGAUAGGGCUCAUCUCUUAAAUGGUGGUACAAAUGGGUUAGUUGGAAACCCUAGCACUGCAAAUGCACUAGCAACAAAGAUGUACGAGGAAAGGUUAAAACUGCCCCUUCAAAGGGACUCUUUGGAAGAUGCAGCAAUGAAGCAAAGAUUUGGAGACCAACUUUUGGACCCAAAUCACGCCUCAAUUUUGAAGUCAUCUGCAGCUACCGGCCAACCUUCAGGGCAAGUAUUGCAUGGUACUGCUGGUGCAAUGUCUCCACAAGUUCAAGCUCGUAGUCAACAAUUGCCAGGGUCUACUCCGGAUAUAAAAAGUGAGAUCAAUCCUGUUUUAAAUCCAAGAGCUGCAGGUCCUGAAGGAUCAUUAAUAGCAAUGCCUGGUUCGAAUCAAGGUAGCAACAAUUUGACUCUGAAAGGGUGGCCACUUACAGGCUUGGAGCAAUUACGUUCUGGUCUACUCCAGCCACAGAAACCUUUCAUGCAGGCCCAACAGCCUUUUCAACAACUUCCAAUGUUGACACCACAGCAUCAGCAACAGCUAAUGCUAGCACAACAAAAUUUGGCAUCGCCAUCUUCCAGUGAUGAUAGUAGAAGACUCAGAAUGCUGCUCAAUAACAGGAAUAUGGGUGUAAGUAAGGAUGGUCUUUCAAACCCUGUUGGUGAUGUAGUAUCAAAUGUUGGAUCACCUCUUCAAGCAGGUGGCCCUACUUUUCCGCGUAGUGAGACAGAUAUGCUAAUGAAGUUAAAGCUGGCUCAGUUGCACCAACAUCAACUACAGCAGAAUGCCAAUCCUCAACAGCAGCAACUUCAACAACAUUCUCUUUCAAAUCAGCAAUCACAUUCACAGACUUCAAAUCAUAACAUGCAUCAGCAAGAUAAAAUUGGGGGAGGUGGUAGUGUCAACGUGGAUGGUAGCAUGUCAAAUUCGUUUAGAGGAAAUGAUCAGGUUUCCAAAAACCAGACUGGGAGAAAGAGAAAGCAGCCUGCAUCUUCUGGUCCCGCCAAUAGUUCUGGGACAGCUGGCCCCUCUCCUAGUUCAGCACCCUCAACUCCCUCAACACAUACACCUGGUGAUGUGAUGUCAAUGCCCGCUUUACCUCAUAGUGGUAGUUCUUCAAAGCCAUUAAUGAUGUUUGGUGCUGAUGGCACUGGAACUCUGACAUCACCUUCAAACCAGUUGUCGGAUGAUAAAGAUCUUGAAUUGCAGGCUGAUGUGGAUCGCUUUGUGGAGGAUGGAUCUCUUGAUGAUAAUGUUGAGUCUUUUUUAUCCCAUGAUGAUACAGAUCCUAGAGAUACUGUUGGUCGUUGUAUGGAUGUAAGCAAAGGUUUCACGUUUAAUGAAAUAAAAUCUGAACGUGCAAGCACUAACAAAGUUGUCUGUUGCCAUUUUUCGUCUGAUGGGAAAUUGCUUGCUAGUGGUGGCCAUGACAAAAAGGCUGUUUUAUGGUUCACAGAUUCUCUAAAACAGAAAGCUACUCUUGAAGAGCACUCAUCUUUAAUCACUGAUGUCCGUUUCAGUCCAAGCAUGCCUCGUCUUGCAACAUCUUCAUAUGACAAAACUGUCAGGGUGUGGGAUGUUGAUAAUCCUGGGUAUUCGCUUCGUACCUUUACUGGGCAUUCUUCAUCUGUUAUGUCACUAGAUUUUCACCCAAAUAAAGACGAUCUUAUCUGCUCUUGUGAUGUUGAUGGCGAGAUACGAUAUUGGAGCAUUAACAAUGGCAGUUGUGCUAGAGUCUCAAAGGGUGGCACUGCUCAGAUGAGAUUUCAACCUCGUCUAGGGAGGUACCUAGCUGCAGCUGCAGAGAAUGUUGUUUCUAUACUUGAUGUGGAAACACAAGCUUGUCGAUAUUCACUCAAGGGACAUACAAAAUCUAUACAUUCUGUGUGUUGGGACCCUUCUGGGGAGUUUCUUGCAUCUGUCAGUGAGGACUCUGUCAGGGUUUGGACUCUUGGAACUGGGAGUGAAGGGGAGUGUGUUCAUGAGCUUAGCUGUAAUGGCAAUAAGUUUCACUCGUGUGUUUUCCAUCCAACGUAUUCUUCGCUGUUGGUUGUUGGUUGCUACGAGUCAUUGGAGCUCUGGAACAUGACUGAGAACAAGACCAUGACUCUAUCCGCACAUGAAGGUCUUAUUGCUGCAUUGGCUGUUUCUACUGUAAAUGGUUUGGUUGCUUCAGCCAGUCAUGAUAAGUUUGUGAAGCUCUGGAAGUGACUUGGUUUUGUCAUUAAUACAGGUUGUUUUAUUAGUGUUGAUAAUGUUUGUAGUUUAUUUACCCUUUUUUGUAGCUUGAUCAACCACCCUCACAUGUUUGUAGUUAAUUUUCCCUUUUAUGUAGCAUGAUCAACCACCCUCUUGCCAUUUGUUAUAAUCUGAUUUUCUAUGUAACCAUAGAUACUAACUUUUGUAAUAUUGUCACCCCUGUUGUAUCCUGUUUCAUUAUUGCUAUACUCGGACAUUUCUGCUUGUUCCAACCUGAUUGUCUAUUUAGUUGAGUGUCAGAAACACAUUUUGUAACACU
Cajanus cajan (pigeon pea) is the source of this 3272-nucleotide messenger RNA. RefSeq names its product transcriptional corepressor LEUNIG. Gene Ontology annotation, cellular component: nucleus. The record is from RefSeq and is a predicted model, not a curated record. NCBI's taxonomy places the organism in Eukaryota, Viridiplantae, Streptophyta, Magnoliopsida, Fabales, Fabaceae. Gene Ontology annotation, molecular function: protein binding.